CCGCGCUUGGGCGGCCUCCCAGAAAUUGGAGGACUUCCUGAAGAUGGUGGAAGAGAGGUGGCAUGAUCCUCAGGAGGCUCAAAGGGCCACUGACGCGAUCCUGACAUUGCACACACGACAGUUUAAGUCAGUAAGGGAAGCCACCGAUGCUGUUAAGCAUUUGAUAUGCGUCCCCGGGGUACGCUACGAUCCUCAGGUCCUGUUGACUUCGUACCUGAGAUGCUUUUCACAGCCUCUCAGGAACCAGUUCCUUCAUUUAGCAAGGUGGCCCUAGACUUGGAAGCAAAGAUAGGGCAUGGAGAAACACCCACUACGGAGGGGAGAAAGAAGACACUGCCUCCCAACUGGAAGGCGAAGGGUCGCUUAAUGUUUGUCGACAACGAUGGUUCGACCAUCGAAUUGGAUGGCAACUUCCAAGAGGGAGUAGGUGCAGAGGCAGGUGACGAAACUUCAGAGGGUGGAGUGGUCAUCGUCGCGAGCUUGACGAGCUACGCCGCCAACUCAAGGAAACUCGUAGAGAAGGGUUGGAUCUGGCCGAGUGUCUCUCCUUACGGAUCUCCAGCACUAUUCGUACCUAAGAAGAAGGAGUGCACUCUCAAGAUCUGCAUUGACUAUAGGGGCCUCAAUGCCAUCAUUGUGAAGAACAGAGAGCCCCUACCGCGCAUCGAUGAUCUGUUAGAUAGAGUGCAAGGGUGUCGGUAUUUCAGUAAGAUAGAUCUGAAGUCCGGGUACCAUCAGAUUGCAAUCCGGCCCGAGGAUCAACACAAAACCGCAUUUCAGACCAGCUACGGUUUGUAUGAGUUUGUGGUGAUGCCUUUUGGCCUUUGCAAUGCUCCUGGCACCUUUCAGCACGCUAUGAAUCGGAUAUUCCAUGACUAUUUGGAUAAGUUUAUCGUCGUGUACCUCGAUGACAUACUUGUUUUUAGUAAGACUGUCGAGGAGCACAUAGCACACUUAGACAAAGUUCUCAGUCUCCUGCGACAGCACAAGUUCAAGAUCAACGGUGAAAAGUGCGAGUUUGGCCACACUCGUAUCUUGUACUUGGGUCAUGAGAUCUCCGCGGAAGGGUUGAAGCCCGAUGACGCGAAGGUGGCCAGCAUUCGCGAUUGGCCACGUCCUCAGUCUGUGACUGAGAUGAGAUCUUUCUUAGGAAUGACAGGCUAUUAUAGAACUUUCGUGAAGAACUAUAGCAUAGUGGCUGCUCCUUUGACUGAUCUGACUCGCCUUGACACCCCAUGGGAGUGGACAGAUAAGUGCGAGGCUGCUUUCAGACAUCUGAAGCAUGCAUUAACGCACUAUGAAGUCUUGAAACUUCCUGAUCCCGACAAGCCGUUCAUAGUCACCACGGAUGCCAGCCAAUACGGCAUUGGCGCCGUGCUCGCGCAGCAGGAGGGGCCAAAGUUGAGGCCAGUUGAGUACAUGUCUAAGAAAAUGCCGUCUCAGAAGUUGGCUAAGUCCACUUAUGAGAAGGAACUCUAUGCAGUAACUGAUCAUCAGACCCUGAAAUGGAUGAGAACCCAGCCGGUACUCUCUGACGCUCUCAAGCGUUGGAUCGAAGUCAUUGAGCAAUAUGACUUUGACCCUCAGUAUCUAAAAGAGGAGUAUAACAAGGUUGCUGACGCCCUGUCGCGCAGACCAGACUUCUCAGGUGCGCUGAUUACUGAGUUCAGUCUCACGGACAAUGUUACUCAAUCUUUGGUGGAAGCCUAUCGCGAGGACCGGUUUAUGUCUGAGAUCAUACGCAGACUUGAAGCGAAGGACAAGAAGACGUCCGCCGAGUUUGAGUUGAUUAAUGGCUUGCUGUUCCUUGAGAAGGCAGGGAAUAAACGAUUGUGUGUUCCCAAUAGUGAUACUUUGCGUAGUUUUUUUCUAGGUGAGUGUCAUGAUGCCACCGGUCAUUUCGGGUAUAAGAAGACUGCAACCAACUUGCUGCAGCGAUUCUGGUGGCCCACGAUGAUGCGAGCUGCACAGCUGUACGUGGAGACUUGUCAAGUUUGUCAACGGGACAAGCCCCGUACUCAGGCUCCUCUUGGGAUGCUCAAGCCCCUUCCGAUUCCGGAAAGGCCAGGUAAAAGCUUGUCCAUGGACUUCAUGGAUACGCUGGUCACCAGCAAGAGUGGGAUGAGGCAGAUCUUCGUCAUCGUGGAUAGAUUUAGUAAGUAUGCUAGGUUAAUAGCCAUGCCGGAAACAGCGAAGACCGAGUAUGUAAUCAGGCUGUUCAAAGACAACUGGGUGAGGGAUUUUGGAUUGCCUAAGUCUAUUGUAAGUGACAGGGAUGUCAGAUUUACAAGUGAAUUAUGGAAGGCCGCUGCAGCUGAACAAGGAACUCAACUUCAAAUGACUUCUGGAAACCAUCCAGAAGCAAACAGUCAGGCUGAACAGAUGAACCGCGCUGUUCAACACCUGUUGAGGCAUUACAUUAAGCCCAAUCAGGUGGAUUGGGACGUGAAGCUUGCUCUUGUUGCCAUUCUGUACAAUAACGCUGUACACAGCGCUACCGGGAUCCGCGUCGCUGCAGCGGACCAGUCGAAGACAGCGUUCCGAUCGCGCUUCGGCCACUAUGAGUUUACGGUGAUGCCGUUCGGCCUCACCAACGCAUCCGCUACCUUCCAGAGGGUGAUGAACGACAUCUUCAGGGAUAUCCUAGAGCAGUACGUUCUCGUCUACCUCGACGAUAUCCUGGUCUACAGUCGUACCCUUGAGGAGCACCUCAGACACCUCCGUGACGUCCUUGACCGCUUGCGCAGACAUGACUUCUAUGCCAAGUUGAGCAAGUGCCACUUUGCACAGCACAAAGUGAAUUUCUUAGGACACUACAUGUAUGACCAGAGUCUCCACAUGGACGGCGCGAAGAUCACUGCUAUUGCGGAGUGGCCCGUCCCCACAUCCGCCAAGCAGCUUCGCAGCUCCCUAGGCCUUACCAGCUACUAUAGUAAUUUCAUCUAGGGAUACGCUAGGUAUUCCUACGUCCUUACCUCCACCCUCCUCCGGAAGAACCCACCUUGGGCUUGGACACCCUUCCACGA
Molecule: messenger RNA, 3026 nt
Organism: Chara braunii
Lineage: Eukaryota; Viridiplantae; Streptophyta; Charophyceae; Charales; Characeae
Source: the annotation of a GenBank genome assembly